GGGUGGAUAAGUGGGUGAAAGGUGCAGCAGGUUAGAGUGACAGCGGCUCAGUGACGCGUCACACACACACACUCACACACUAGGAGCAGCACAGCGGAAACCAAAAAUGUCGAAACAGCCGCAGCCGAUCAGCCCGCUGAAGAACUUCUUCGCCGGGGGGUUCGGAGGAGUCUGCCUGGUGUUCGCCGGACAUCCACUGGACACCAUCAAGGUGCGUUUACAAACUCAGGCCAAACCCAAACCUGGAGAGAAACUCAUAUAUGGAGGAACAAUCGACUGUUUCAAGAAGACCUUGGCCAAAGAGGGUGUGAAAGGGCUCUAUAAAGGCAUGGCGGCCCCGCUCAUUGGGGUCGCACCCAUGUUUGCCGUGUGUUUCUUUGGAUUCGGACUUGGCAAGAAGCUCCAACAGAGAACUCCUGAUGAAAUCCUCUCGUAUCAACAGCUGUUUGCUGCGGGGAUGAUGUCCGGCGUGUUCACCACGGCCAUCAUGGCUCCCGGAGAGAGAAUCAAAUGCCUCCUACAGAUCCAGGCAGCAACUGGUGAGGUGAAGUAUGCUGGACCCAUGGACUGCGUCAAACAGCUGUACAGAGAGUUUGGGAUCAGAGGAGUCUACAAAGGCACAGCUCUGACUCUCAUGAGAGACGUUCCAGCGAGCGGGAUGUACUUCAUGUCCUAUGAGUGGCUGAAGAAUCUCCUCACGCCAGCAGGGAAAAGCCACAACGAGCUCAGCAUUCCCAGUGUGCUGUUCGCCGGAGGAAUGGCCGGGAUCUUUAACUGGGCCGUCGCAAUUCCGGCCGACGUCCUCAAGUCUCGUUUCCAGACAGCUCCUGAGGGAAAAUAUCCCAACGGCGUCCGGGACGUCCUGCGGGAGCUGAUACGAGAAGAGGGCGUGGCCUCGCUGUAUAAAGGCUUCAACGCCGUCAUGCUUCGAGCUUUCCCCGCAAACGCAGCUUGUUUCUUAGGUUUUGAAAUGGCAAUGAAGUUCUUGAACUGGUUAGCACCAAACCACUGAUGAAGGAUCAGCGUCAGCUCAUAUGUGAAUCCCGGGAAACAGAACUGUGUAACACAAAGACAAAAUUGUUGCCAGUACACACACACACACACACACACACACAUACACACAAAGAAUCAAACGAAACAAAGAGAUUGUUAACAAUGAUUUACUUGAUUAUCUUUAAAAUCACGUGGUACUGUCGAGCACGCGGGGGGGUCAGACCUGCUUAUGGUGCAGUGCAGAGAUGUUGUCAUGACUCUGCACCACCAGUGCACUUAACACACACAGACAGACGAAUGUUUUCACUCCUUUUUGUUUUACUUGUUUUAGAGUUUCUAAUUCUGUUGUCUUUUUUUUUCACAAGAGACAAGAUGUAAACUGAACACGUUGUGCCUUACCUUCUGUUAUCUGCGAGCAGGUGUACAUAUCAGGGAAAAGGUGCACUUAGUUUUGCAGUGUGUGUUCAGUCUCUCAGCAAUACAAACCUCUCAGUCCUUCCUUCAUCGUGUACGGUCACACUCAGUGACCUCUGAUACCAACUGUUUUAUUGUUUGUUGAAGUAGUGGUUAUAAAAUGAAAUUAACAGUAUGUGAGUGUUGGCAUGUAAAGAAUAAAAAUGUUAAUCCAUAUUUAGAAA
Messenger RNA from Limanda limanda (common dab), 1631 nucleotides. It is a transcript of the gene slc25a20, whose product is annotated as solute carrier family 25 member 20. Gene Ontology annotation, biological process: mitochondrial transport; carnitine transmembrane transport. Bases 107 to 1012 code for a protein of 301 amino acids. The transcript is spliced from 10 exons. Gene Ontology annotation, molecular function: O-acyl-L-carnitine transmembrane transporter activity. Lineage: Eukaryota; Metazoa; Chordata; Actinopteri; Pleuronectiformes; Pleuronectidae. The record is from RefSeq and is a predicted model, not a curated record. Gene Ontology annotation, cellular component: mitochondrial envelope.